UUAUACGCUAUCUGCUUCACACUUCACUUAACUCUCAAAAACCCAACCAACCAACCAACUUCACUGAAUAAAAUCCUAAUUUCCUUUGUUUUUCUCUUCUUUAAGAUGACUCGGUUCUCCAUUUAAUCACGGCAUGACAUCAACUGUUCGUUAAAAUGCCUCUGAGAGUUCGAGUCCUAGUCUCGGGAAGAUGCACGUUGUUAACAUCACUUUCUGGCCCAGGAAUAAAGUCAUUCAUUUCCUGUACAUUGAUAAUUUUAAUAAUGAAGACUUUUAGAUAUUCAUAUGCACUCACCAAAUAGUCCUGAUGAAGUUUCAUAGUAUAUUAUGCUAACCCAGUUGACAAAUGACUCUCCUUGUCAAGUCAUUGACGGUGUGUGAGUCCAUUCAACACCUUCACUCCCCACUUUCAGUCUCUCUUCUUCGCGGCUUGUGCCAUUCCCUCACAUGUAAAUUCAAGCUCCAGUCUUCAUUGAGGGUCUUCUCUUCUUGCAACCAUCACAAGUCUUUUACUGGCUACGUGAUCAAGUUAAAUUCAGCUGGUUUUAGUUGUGCUGCAACUUCCCAUGUGGAUGAUGAAAUCCCUCUUAACGGAAGUGAAGGUUCCAACUCAAUGGGAGUUGAUUUCCUGCGGUUGAUGGAAGAACGUGGUAUUCGUGCUAAUUCUCAAACUUAUCUAUGGCUUUUAGAGGGGUGUCUAAAUUCUGGGUCUUUGGUAGAUGCUAGGAAGCUUCAUUGCAGAAUUUUAAAGUUGGGUUUUAAUGAGGAACUUGUCAUGUGUGAUAGGCUUAUGGAAACUUAUAUUUCUUGUGCCAAUUUGGAAGGGGCAGUGAAAGUUCUUGAUGAAAUGUCUAUUAGAAGCUUAUCUUCCUGGAAUAAGAUAAUUCAAGCUUUACUGGCAAAGAAAUUGACUUCUCAAGUAUUGGUUAUGUAUCAUAAAAUGGUAAUGAAUAAUGUUGAUCCCAAUGAAGCCACGUUUGCUGGGAUUUUAAAGGCCUGUGGCUUUGGUGAUGUUGGUUUCCAUUAUGUUGAACAAAUUCAUGCGAGAAUUAUUUGUCAUGGAUUUGAUACUGCUCCAUUGGUAUGCAAUCUCUUGAUCGAUUUAUAUUCCAAAAGGGGAUAUGUAGAUUCUGCUAGAAAGGUCUUUGAUAAAUUGCUUUUGAGGGAUAGUGUUUCUUGGGUUGCAAUUAUUUCAGGUUUAUCUCAGAAUGGACGUGAAGAAGAAGCUGUUAUGCUUUUCUGCGAAAUGCACACAUCAGGAAUCUCUCCUACCCCAUAUGUUUUUUCGAGUGUUCUAAGUGCCUGUACCAAAGUAGAGUUGUUUGACAUGGGAGAGCAAAUUCAUGGUCUUGUUUUCAAGGGAGGAUUUUCUUCGGAAAGAUAUGUGUGCAAUGCUCUUGUAACACUAUAUGCCCGCUUGGGAAACUUGAUAUCUUCAGAAAAAGUCUUUAGCGCAAUGCAGAACAGAGAUGGAGUUUCAUAUAACUCCCUUAUCUCGGGUCUAGCUCAGUCUGGUUUUGGUGAUAGAGCUUUAAAACUGUAUGAGAAAAUGCAACAUGACCGUUUAAAACCAGAUUGUGUCACAGUGGCAAGCCUUUUAAGUGCCUGUGCUUCUGUUGGAGCACUCGAUAAAGGAAAACAACUCCAUUCAUAUGCUAUAAAAGCAGGAAUGUCUUCAGAUAUUAUCAUUGAAGGUUCUCUGUUAGAUCUAUAUGUUAAAUGUUCUGAUUUGCAAACUGCUUAUGAUUUUUUCAUUACAACAGAGACAGAAAAUGUGGUACUAUGGAAUGUGAUGCUAGUUGCCUAUGGACAGUUAGAUGAUCUAAGUCAAUCAUUUGAAAUUUAUAGGCAGAUGCUGAUAGAAGGUAUUAUUCCCAAUGAAUUCACUUAUCCAAGUAUUCUGAGAACUUGUACUGCUGUUGGGCAACUUGAUCUAGGAGAGCAAAUUCAUACUCAAGUAAUAAAAACUGGAUUUCAGCUCAAUGUCUAUGCUUGUAGCGUACUUAUUGACAUGUAUGCUAAAAUUGGAAAGCUAGAUACUGCCCUGGAUAUUCUAAGAAGACUUAAGGAGGAGGAUGUUGUCUCAUGGACUGCUAUGAUUGCAGGGUAUACACAGCAUGAUAUGUUUGCUGAAGCUCUUAAAUUGUUUGUAGAAAUGGAAAAUCGAGGGAUCAAACCUGACAACAUAGGUUUUGCGAGUGCAAUCACUGCAAGCGCUGGUAUUAAGUCACUGGCUCAGGGAAAACAAAUCCAUGCUCAGUCUUGUAUUUCUGGCUAUUCAAACGAUAUUUCAAUCCAAAACGCGCUUGUAAGUCUUUAUGCAAGAUGUGGUGGCAUAGAGGAAGCUUACUUGGCAUUUGAGAAAAAUGAUAGUAAAGAUAAUGUAUCCUGGAAUGCAUUAAUCUCAGGCUUUGCACAGAGCGGCUACUGUGAGGAAGCACUGCAGGUAUUUUCUGAAAUGAAUAGAGCUGGAGUUAAGGCUAACUUGUUCACAUUUGGUUCUACAGUGAGUGCGGCAGCUAAUUUGGCAAAUAUAAAACAAGGAACCCAAUUUCACGCAAUGAUCAUUAAAACAGGAUACAGUUCAGAAACCGAGGUUUCUAAUGUUCUAAUUACGUUACAUGCAAAGUGUGGAAGAAUUGAUGAUGCUCAGAGAGAAUUUUCUGAAAUGCAAGAAAAGAAUGAAGUUUCAUGGAAUGCGAUGAUUACUGGCUAUUCUCAACAUGGACUUGGUAUUGAAGCACUAAAUCUUUUUGAGCAGAUGAAACAACUUGGUCUGACUCCAAACCAUGUCACCUUUGUUGGGGUUUUGUCAGCUUGUAGUCAUGUAGGUUUGGUCAAUGAGGGACUUGGCUACUUUGAUUCCAUGAGCAGAGAGUAUGGUUUAAUUCCUAAUGCUGAGCAUUAUGUGUGUGUUGUGGAUCUUUUUAGUCGAGCUGGUCGUUUGAGUGAAGCAAAAGAAUUCAUAGAGAGGAUGCCUAUAAAACCAGAUGCAAUAGUGUGGAGGACCCUAUUAAGUUCUUGUACAGUUCACAAAAAUGCAGAAAUUGGAGAGUAUGCUGCCCAUCAUCUUCUAGAGUUGGAACCCGAGGAUUCAGCUACUUAUGUUCUCCUAUCAAAUCUAUAUGCAAUGGCAAAGAAAUGGGAUUUUAGGGAUCAGACAAGGAAAUUGAUGAGAGAAAAGGGUGUGAAGAAAGAGCCUGGCCGUAGUUGGAUUGAGAUUAACAACUCAUUUCAUGCAUUCUUUGUCGGUGACCGACUCCAUCCACUUGCAGAUAAGAUAUAUGACUUCUUAGCACAUUUGAAUGAGCGUGCUGCUGAAUUUGGUUAUGUACAGGACUGCUAUUACCUUUUAAAUGAGGUAGAACAAGAGCAGAGGGACCCAACAACAUAUAUUCAUAGUGAGAAACUGGCAAUAUCUUUUGGACUCCUUAGCUCUACUAAUAACCGUCCUAUACACGUGAUUAAGAAUCUCCGUGUUUGUAAUGAUUGCCAUAACUGGAUUAAGUAUGUAUCGAGAUUCUCAAAUCGAGCUAUCAUAGUAAGGGAUGCAUAUCGUUUUCACCAUUUUGAAGGUGGUUUCUGUUCAUGUAGAGAUUACUGGUAAGUUGAUUUCAGAAAUAGGAGAAUAGAAAUAUGGGGGCUUAGAGAUGUACUCUAAUUGGAUGCUCUCUGCUCAAUUUUUAUUAAAGAAAAGACUUGUAAGUACUCAAACUGCUUUACUAUUAUUGUAUUUUGCUAUUCAUACACAUAUAUAACACCUAUCUAAUUUCUAUCAGUAAUUAUAUUCAAGAAGUGUUUUCCCCUCAAAUUUUUAUGCAUUUCAUUUGUACUUUGAAUCAAAAGGUGUCAAUUACCACUCUGCAUGUUUUUCUCAGUUUCGGUUAGCUAGUUUCAUAAAUAAUUCUGCAUGUCCUCCAUUAACACUAGCCUUUGGAAGGUUGUAAUAAUUCAGCUCAUUGUGUAAUCUUCAAGUUCAGCACACCAUAUCAACACUAAAAAUUGGUGCUACCAAAUUGAAGGAAUGUCAAGGCUGGUCUUUGAAAGUGACUUGGAAAUCACAUGGACCUGUGCCUCUUUCUAAGGUGGGAAAAGCUAAAUCCAAUAUUUUUUCUUUCUCCUUAAUGUCAUGUAAAGUUUCUCUAUCCGAUCUCCUUCUGUGUUCAGUUGCAAAUUUUAACCUAUUCAGCUAUCAGGAUAUCUGUAGUGAAGACUUCUCCUGUAUUUAUUAGAGGUAUUUCGGUUUGUAAUGGCGAAAGCUUCUCUAUCUGAUCUCUCCUUAAUGACAUGUAACGUUUCUCUAUCUGAUCUCCUUCUGUGUUCAGUUGCAAAUUUUAACCUAUUCAGCUAUCAGGAUAUCUGUAGUGAAGACUUCUCCUGUAUUUAUUAGAGUUAUUUCGAUUUGUAAUGGCGAAAGCUUCUCUAUCUGAUCUCUCCUUAAUGACAUGAACGUUUCUCCAUCUGAUCUCCUUCUGUGUUCAGUUGCAAAUUUUACCCUAUUCAGCUAUCAAGAUAUCUGUAGUGAAGACUUCUCCUGUAUUUAUUUGAGGUAUUUCGGUUUGUAAUGGCGAAAGCUUCUCCAAGACACCCCUGCUUUAUUUCAUGAGUAAUUAUACAAGACAAGCUUGCUUCAGGUA
Humulus lupulus (European hop) is the source of this 4637-nucleotide messenger RNA. Its product is annotated as pentatricopeptide repeat-containing protein At4g13650. Gene Ontology annotation, biological process: RNA modification. Bases 347 to 3607 code for a protein of 1086 amino acids. The record is from RefSeq and is a predicted model, not a curated record. The transcript has 2 exons. Gene Ontology annotation, molecular function: RNA binding; zinc ion binding; protein binding. Lineage: Eukaryota; Viridiplantae; Streptophyta; Magnoliopsida; Rosales; Cannabaceae.